Molecule: messenger RNA, 1275 nt
Organism: Exaiptasia diaphana
Lineage: Eukaryota; Metazoa; Cnidaria; Anthozoa; Actiniaria; Aiptasiidae
Product: transmembrane protein 45B
Exons: 1
Coding region: 51-914 (287 amino acids)
Source: RefSeq, a predicted model, not a curated record
AUUACAUCAGAUCUCGAAUUGUUGCAGUUGGCUCGACUUCCUCACGAAUAAUGGGUAGUUUUCGAGGACAUGCCCUCCCGGGAUCCUUCUACAUUGUUACAUCACUAUGGUGGUUGGCCAACGUCUACAGAAUUCACAGUAAGCAUUUAACUGGUGCUGCUAUUCCAUUUAAGCCGUGUACAUGGUUUCCAAUCCCUGUUAAGUGGCUUCGUGACCAUCCCAUCGAGCCAGCCAUUAGGAUUUUCAUCCUCACAGUCGGGAUAUUUUUAGAGCUCGUUCCCGAGAAUUCUUGGGUACUUGUAGGUAACGGUGACGAGUUCGUGGAAAAGCAUCUGAAUAAUUACGCACAUGCUGCCAUGUAUGCUGUGUUCAUGAUUUGGUCUGUUGUUGAAACUCUGCAGUUUUACAAGAUUACCCAGUUGCCCACCUGCUCUGAACAUGUGUUUGGCUCCAUUGCCCUCUUUGUUGAAGGAAUGCUCUUCUUCUUCCAUUUGGAAGGACGUCCAAAGUUGGAUCAACUGCUUCAUUCUAUUUUGUAUAUAAUCGUUUUCAUGUCUGCAUUAGUGAUGCUCCUUGAAGCAUGGAUGAAAAAUAGUUUCUUGCUGCAGGUGAUUCGAUCGUCACUGUUUUUGCUCCAAGGAAAUUGGUUCUUGCAAAUCGCGCAUUCUCUACAUGGGUCUCGUCCAUGGAAAAACACCAAAACCAAUCGAGAGUUCGUUAGCAUAGUCUUCGCUUGGCACAUUAUUGGUGUACUAUUGUUGAUCAUGCUUGGGUUUGUUGCCAUCUCCAUUAAAUCUCGUGGCUGUCACUGCCGACCUACGAGGAAUUCUCCAAGUCUGGAGGAAAUUGAAGUGCAUCGCAUCUGCGACGUUGAUUUCGCAGAGAGAAGAAGCUUGAUGGAUGAACAAGAAUAAUGAACAGGUCACGAGAUAUUGAUUUAUGCAUAUAACUACCUAUAUAAAUUUAAAAGUGGCAUAACUUUUUACGAAUAAAACAAAAACAAAAAAGAUAGAUACAUAUUAAAUUUGUAAUGUAAAUUCAUAACUUGACAAUUUGAGAAAACUUUGAGACAUAUACAGACUUGGUCAGUCGCGCGCGCAUUCCUUGAGACUCCGACACAUUUUGGAAUUAACCAAGAGUUGAGACUAAGUGGCCCUUGGAGUUCUUUAUUUCGUUGAGAACACCUCCUAUCAUUAAUCUGUUAAUAGUCUUUGAUUAUUGCACCUAGCUUGUACAAUCAUUUAUUUUAUUUUUCUUAUUAAAAGUUUUCAUUUA